Molecule: messenger RNA, 1437 nt
Organism: Magnusiomyces paraingens
Lineage: Eukaryota; Fungi; Ascomycota; Dipodascomycetes; Dipodascales; Dipodascaceae
Exons: 4
Coding region: 1-1437 (478 amino acids)
Biological process (GO): establishment of mitochondrion localization; protein insertion into mitochondrial outer membrane; phospholipid transport
Cellular component (GO): SAM complex; ERMES complex
Source: RefSeq, a predicted model, not a curated record
AUGGAGUACAUUUUAAAGUCGUUUCAUAAAUCAACCGGUUGGAAUGAAGACAACAUUUAUUCACAUUUCACCGAAACUUCGGAUAAUUUAAUCAACUUUAGCAUACCGAAAGGCUUUAAUAUUACUGUCUCAUCCCAAGCUACUGAAAAUUCAUUCACGUCAUACACCCUCUCUGACCUUGGCUUCGUCAGUGGCUCAAUCUCAUAUCUUUACACAUCUAAACCUCUUAAAGGAAUUGCAACUUCUAGCGAAAUAUCUAUCCGCGAUGCAAUCUCAGGAUACAAGGUUCUGGAACCCCUCAAGCAACAAGAAGACCCCAUGUACUGGGAAGUCUGGCAAAAUGGAGUCCGAGUAGAUACUAGAGAUACCCUACUAUACGGCCGCAUGUUUUUGCCAGGCAAUGGGCUUGAGGCAAUGAUGGUCCGAAGGCUUUCACCAACCUCUCAAUUGGUAAUUAAAAGUGUCAGCGAUUCGCGAUACAAAAACAAUGGAGCAAUGACUUUUACCUAUCAAUACAAUGAUGGGAAAUGGACCAGCGAAUAUAUUUACUCCACCCAUGAAGCACUUCUCGGAUUAACUGGCACUUAUAACUUUGGUGCCAAAGAACGUAUGAACGACCCUUCUAUUACAUCCAGAUUAUCCCUAGGAGGUGAGCUUUUUUACGCUGUACUUUCAAAAAGUCCCGGUAUUUCCACUUGCUUACGUUACACUGCCCAAUCUCUCUACACUGGCACCCCCUUAUCAUUGGCACUUUUGUGCAACCCUUUAAUGGGUCAGAUCUCAUCUAUGUACUCACUCUCAACACGUGCAGCUUCCCUCGGUAGCCGGUUCGACUUUAACAUUUAUUCAUACGAAAGUGAUCUGUCAAUUGGCUGGGAAAUCUGGCGAUUCCUCGAUAAUACCCAAGAUGGCGGGUCUUUUGCCAGCAGCUCCUGUGACCAUGGCGACUUGGAGCGGGGCUCCGACACCAGUUUACUUGAAAAUGAAACUCUUAAGGAUUCACUAGACACCAUUAAACAGUCUGAUGCCACCCUACAAACUGAAACGAAAGAACAUACCAACUUAAAUGGAGACCUCGCAGUCUACUCAUCGCUUCCUGACCCUCCAUAUACCGUUUCCGUAGAAGACGGCUACAUCUCCCGUAAGUACAAGCGCUUUUUAAAUACUGUGGACCGCACCUUAUACGAUACCGGGCUUAAAAGUGUGGCCACAGACGAUCCAGUAGUAACCCCAAUCCCUCAUUCUGAAGGUGAAUCUAUUCAAGACGCUCCUGUGUUUUGUUUUAAAGGCAACACCAGUUUAAGCAAACAAACUAUAAACCUUUUAUGGGAAGGCCGGUUUAAAGAGCUUCUCAUUAGUUCUGGGUUUGGCCUAUCUCUUCAAACAAAAGUCCCUUCUGUGACUACUUUUGGUGUCGAGGUUCAAUAUUCGGCUUAA